This is a messenger RNA of Synchiropus splendidus (mandarinfish), 2751 nucleotides long. RefSeq names its product short stature homeobox (gene shox). Gene Ontology annotation, biological process: regulation of transcription by RNA polymerase II. Bases 152 to 1078 code for a protein of 308 amino acids. The record is from RefSeq and is a predicted model, not a curated record. The transcript is spliced from 6 exons. NCBI's taxonomy places the organism in Eukaryota, Metazoa, Chordata, Actinopteri, Syngnathiformes, Callionymidae. Gene Ontology annotation, molecular function: DNA-binding transcription factor activity, RNA polymerase II-specific; sequence-specific double-stranded DNA binding. Gene Ontology annotation, cellular component: nucleus.
UCUCACCUCCUUCUCCUCCCAUCCACACACACGCACACACACACUCUCUCUCUCACACUCAGCAGAGACCGAGCAGGCAAGUCUGGCUUCUACCGACGCCGCGUGGAGACUUCACGGUGGAUUUCCCCCGAACAGAACCGAGCGCUACACCAUGGAAGAGCUGACGGCUUUCGUGUCGAAGUCGUUCGAUCAGAAGAGCAAGGAGAGCAGCAAAGAGAGUAUCACGUACAGGGAAGUUCUGGAGAGCGGCUUGGCGAGGGCGAGGGAGCUGGGCAGCCCGGAGUCCAACCUGCAGGACAUUACUGAGGGCGCGCACUGCCCCGUGCAUCUGUUCAAGGAGCACGUCGAGCUGGAGAAGGAGAAGCUCAAGGACUUUAGCGUUUCCAGAGGUUCCGAAGGUAUAUACGAGUGUAAGGAGAAAAAGGAGGAGGUGAAGUCAGAGGACGAGGACGCGCAGGGGAAACUCAAGCAGCGCAGGAGUCGAACCAACUUCACUCUGGAGCAGCUCAACGAGCUGGAGCGACUGUUCGACGAGACGCACUACCCGGACGCCUUUAUGCGGGAGGAGCUGAGCCAGAGGCUGGGACUGUCCGAGGCCCGGGUCCAGGUCUGGUUUCAGAACAGAAGAGCCAAAUGUCGAAAGCAGGAAAACCAGAUGCACAAAGACAUCUUUCCCUUCUCUCCAGGUGUGAUCCUGGGCAGCGGCAGUCACCUGGACGCCUGCAGAGUCGCCCCCUACGUCAACAUGGGAGCAUUGCGGAUGCCCUUCCAGCAGGUUCAAGCUCAGCUACAGUUGGACGGCGUAGCCCACUCCCACCCCCACCUACACCCCCACCUGGCCGCUCACGCCCCCUACCUGAUGUUCCCGCCCCCUCCUUUCGGACUACCAAUCGCGUCACUGGCUGACUCGGCCUCCGCAGCGGCAGCGGUGGCGGCGGCCGCCAAGAGCAACAGCAAGAACUCGAGCAUCGCUGACCUGCGACUCAAGGCAGGACUUCUACGGGGCCAGUGGCUCAGUCCACUCCAGGCACAGAUCACAUCCCAGGGACCGUACAAACACAUGUGGAUGUCUGUCUGAGGCGGCCCGGGCAGCAGGGCCGACGCUGGCCGCUGCCAUGUUGACAAGGCAGAGAGGGUUGCGGGUAUCAGACCCCAGGAACAUUCUCACCUUCACACUCUAAAAAAACUGCAAAAAAAAAAACAAAACAAAAAGGCCAUAUUUGUCUCCAACCACUGUGUUCCCUGCUGCUGCCGAGUGCAUGAUCUCUAACGGAGGACCGUCCUGGGACCGGCCUCCUUCCACACCUGACAGAAACUGUUUUUAACACUGCCACUCAGCCCUCCCACGCCUGCCGCAGGCCUCCAUUACCGUUCUUCUGGACUUGACAAAAGCAACAACUGAGAAGAAAGACUUGGACUUUUUCGUUUCUUCUCAGCGCCCUUUGCCCCCCCUCAACCCCUUUUUAUUCCGGAUAAAGAAGUGAAGAUUUUGCACUUCGGGUCUUGUACAUGGGUGUUUACAAAUGGCACUACGAGCAGAUACUACUUUAUUACCUAAAGGGGGUUUGAUAUUGUCAUGUGAUCAGCGAAAAUGGACAUUCACUUGGAUAAAGGGUAUAACAUGCUUUUUUAAAAAUUGUUUAACUUUGCCUUUUUUUUAUUUUAUUUUGUUGGGUUAUUCUGAAGAUGAAGGCAUCAGUCAAACUGAGAGGUGUGCAGUUUAAGUGCAAUACUGUAAAUAGCAACAACAACAACAACAAAAAAUAAAACAGCUAAGCGGUUUAUUCUGAGGCGAUUGUUUUGGUUUUCUGUUGGAACGUGAAAUUUGCCAAACAUGUUUAUGGAGAAUAUGAAACGGUGCCAUGAAGUGUCACUUUUACAAGGAGAUGAGCACAUUUAUUUGAGGAGAAAUAUUUUCAGAAGAGAUGAGAAGAGACUUCAAAAGGACUAAACAAGGUUUUGAAUCAGUUAAAAAAAAAAAACACUGGAAAAAUGGAAACUUGAAAUUUCAAUUUCAUUUUUUUCUCCAGAUUAAUUUAAAGUAGAUAAACAUUUUUUUUAUUUCAAGAAAACAACAUUCAUGUAAGUGGAAAAUUGCUUAAAUUUUUUUAGAAAACUCUGCCUUACGAUUUAAAUAUUCUCCUGGUGCAGGACCAUUCGCUUAAUUCUGCAUGCUCUACGUGACCGUUCCUUAACAACCCCGGUGAGCUACAAUCCUCCAGCAGCGCCCAAAAGUUCUCCGUCGUCAGGCCUCCACUUUGAUUUGUUCUGUUGUCAUUUUAAAUUAAACCUAUUUUAUUUAUUAUUUUGUCUAAAACUUUAUGAGAGAUGAAAGAGUUGAACUACAAGUGUACAUUUUUACCUGGCUUUGCAAUUAUUUUUGUAUUUUAUUUUCAAGUGUUGAAUUUAGGAGGUGUGGCUGUGGUGCAUUGUUUGCUUAAAAAAAAAUACAAAAGAGACAAAAAAAAACAAUAAAAUGUAGCGUGUCCGAGUUUACAAGCAUUUCAGGGAUGGUGGAAUUAACAAAGCUCCAUGGAAUUUGUUGUACCCAUUAAAAAUGAGUCAUUUCACAUGCAAGCAUGCCGAAUCAUCGUACAGUUUGUUUCCCCCUUUUUUUGAUUCACAAAAAUAUGAAUGUACAUCUUGUACAACUAAACUAUCAAUAAAGUUAUAGAUAUUUGUAUGUGCUCCUCCGGCAUGUGUUUGAUGAACCAAUGAUAGCGGUCAGUGCUGCAGCAUCUCAGCUAGAAG